Manihot esculenta (cassava) is the source of this 2199-nucleotide messenger RNA. RefSeq lists its product as uncharacterized. NCBI's taxonomy places the organism in Eukaryota, Viridiplantae, Streptophyta, Magnoliopsida, Malpighiales, Euphorbiaceae. The coding region runs from base 268 to 1182 and encodes 304 amino acids. The transcript has 10 exons. The record is from RefSeq and is a predicted model, not a curated record.
CAAAACAGACCCUGAGAAACCAACAACUGACAACUGAGUCUCGGCAAAAGGAAAAAGGUGGGAGCGCAAGGAACGACUGAGAGAAAAAGGCAUAUGCAAAGGGCAAAUUAGCCCAACUUAGGGCUCCGUCGGAAAGUGACCCUCAAAAGUUAUUUUAGGUUUUAUUAGUGGUGAAGAUUCUACGAGUACUAACAGAGCAAGUGAAGUGUGAGAUUUGAGUUAUGAGUUCUGUGGGACUAUGGUGUGUUAGAGAAUUUAGCCGAUAAUAUGGCAGCGGAGUACAAUACUGGGUUUCGCCGUGAAGAAGCUUUGGGCUCUGCUUUCAGUCGGCAUGCGAUAUCUUUUCAAUCCAAUGCAAUAAAUAGUUCUUCAGAGAUUUUUCCGAUGGGGAGUUACUUUGGGAUGAAUACUAGUGCUAAUACUGUAAUUUUGCCGGGAAAUUCUGGCAUGUUUAACAACAGACCUCCUGGAAUUCUUCAUGUUCAAGCUGUCAAUUCUUCUGCUUCUUCUCUUCUUCUUGGUAUUGCCCCUGACAUCAAGCAUGAUACUGGCCUGGCUGUUGAGUGGUCUGUUGACGAACAAUACAAAUUGGAGGAAGGCCUUAGCAAUUUUGCUGAUGAGCCAAGUAUUUUGAAAUACAUAAAGAUUGCUGCCACAUUACCUGACAAAACUGUGCGUGACGUUGCAUUAAGGAGUAGGUGGAUGACGCGAAAGCGAAGGAAAGCAGAAGAAUGUGUGUUGGGAAAGAUGUGCAAUAAUAGGAAGGAUAAACUGGUGGAAUCAUUGCCAAAGAUGAAUAUGCCUUCAGCUGUGCCACAGAGCAUAACUAUGUACCCUCAAAUGAUGCACCACCUAGACCAAGGUGAACCCUUGUCUUUUGAAGAAAUAAGUGGUACAUCCAGGCAUCUCUUGGAGCAAAAUACCCAAGCUUUUAGUAAAAUCACAGCUAACCUUUCAAUGCUCAAGUUGCAGGAUAACAUUGAUCUCUUUUGUCACGCAAGGAACAAUAUUACUGCCAUCCUGAAUGACAUGAGAGAGAUGCCUGGCAUAAUGAGCCAGAUGCCGCCACUGCCUGAAUCUAUUAAUGAGGAUCUUGCAAAUUGUAUAUUACCAACGACUGCUCAGUCAAUGAUGUUUGGCUCGCCUAGUGGGAUCCAAUUGAAGCAAGAGCCAAGGUGCUGAUGGAUAAUUGUUGAGGUGGAUUCAACUUAUCUGGUCCACUUGCAGUCCUCGCAAUUCAUUGAUCCUCUCUCCAAUUAAUGGGAUAUAUCCAUUCAUGGGGCAAAUUUUGAGAUGACGUUGAGUAUGUCCUGGGUCUUCCUAUUAGUUUGAGGACGAGGAGGGUGCAGCAUUUUCUGAAGGCCUUCCCACGCCAGAGUUGAGAUGACGAUCCAGGCCCCCAGUUCAUCUUCUGAAAACAUUAUUUUUGGAAGCUAGCUCUUCCCAUCAAAAUCCGUAUCUUGUGUUGUUUUGCUUGGAGCACAUUCCAUGCAAGGAUUUGUCAAUCGGCGUAUUCAUCAUUGUAACUUUUGUGGUGCUCGUGAAACAUUAGAUCAUCUAUUCUUUCUCUGUCCUCAUGCGGUGUCUAUCUGGAUUCAGUCUCCUCUUAGGUCUGAGAUCAACCAUGCUUAUGGAUAAAGGACCCUUUCGAAGUGUCCUGAUGAUGGUACUGCCCUGUCACAGCUUUUUGAUGUAGCUGUUAACAUAACUGGAAGAGGUACAACUGCCGUUGUCAUCCUAGACCACCAGGGAUUUGUUUUUGAUUGGCAUUGUCAUUUGUGGGUCUUCAUCACAAACCCUUUACUUUUUGAAGGUCUAGCCUAUCGAGCUGGCAAAGCGUCAUGGUUCGAUCAUAUUAUUGCUGAAGAAGAGUCAGCCUUGGUUAUUCAAGUGCGUAAUGGGAAUCCAGCUCCAUUGGUCAUUGAAGGUUUAAUACAAGUGCCCAGUUUUCUUUAGAAGAGGUAGCAGUAAGGACUGCUCAUUCUUUAGGGCGGAAAUUCAUUUUAAUGUAUCUUUUAAAUAUAAUUUCUUUGCUCAUAUGAACUUCAUGUAUCAGGCCUUGCCCUGUUGACAGCAUUAUAAAGAACUCGUAUCUUUGAGGAAAAAAAAAAAGGAAACAAAGAGAGAGUAGCUUAUUCCAUAUGCCGGAUUCAGUUGUAUCCUGAGGUGGAAUAAUUAAUUAGGGGCAUUUUAUUUUUU